Messenger RNA from Musa acuminata AAA Group (dessert banana), 1897 nucleotides. RefSeq names its product protein PEP-RELATED DEVELOPMENT ARRESTED 1 homolog, chloroplastic-like. Bases 50 to 1249 code for a protein of 399 amino acids. The transcript has 9 exons. Gene Ontology annotation, biological process: regulation of DNA-templated transcription. The record is from RefSeq and is a predicted model, not a curated record. NCBI's taxonomy places the organism in Eukaryota, Viridiplantae, Streptophyta, Magnoliopsida, Zingiberales, Musaceae. Gene Ontology annotation, cellular component: chloroplast nucleoid.
UGGCGUGUCACCGCCAAAACCCCUUCCACUGCGCUUAAGAAGAUAAACCAUGAUGUUGAGAUCUGCCAUCUUCUUCCUUCCAUCUCCCUCCUCCUCCCCCUGCUUCCCUUCUCUCCCACCCAAGUCCCUCAUCAUCUCCCCUCCCGUCCUCCUCUCACUCCGAUCCUUCUGCCAUCAACGGAGGCGGCAGGCCCGCAAGAAACCCCCCUUCUCCCUCUGCCGCAGCACCCAAACCGAUGCCGCCUUUCCCUUCCCUUCUUUCCCGCAUCGGCAGCCACCGGAAGCUGAGGACGAUAAGUGGGACUCCUCCAAGUACGAAGCCCUCCUCCGAGGCGGCGAGCAGGUCACCUCUGUUCUCCAGGACAUGGUCAAUCUGCUGGCUGACAUGGACAUGGACGAGGCUUCGGAGAGGGUGGCGGUGGAGAUCGCGGCCCAGGGUGUGAUCGGUAAGAGGGUCGACGAGAUGGAGUCCGGCUUCAUGAUGGCGAUCGAUUACAUGAUCCAGAUGGCGGAGAAGGAUAAUGAUGACCAGCGCAAGUCACUCUUAGAGGUGGUAAAGCAAACAGUGUUGGACCAUCUAGCCAAGAAGUGUCCGCCACAUGUGCAAGUGAUUGGCCUUCUUUGCCGAACUCCAGAUAAAGAGAGCAGGCAUGAAUUGCUACGACGGGUUGCUGCAGGUGGAGGUGUAUUUAAAAGUGAGAAGGGCCUUAAAGUUCAUCUCCCAGGGGCAAAUCUUAAUGAUAUUGCUAACCAGGCUGAUGAUCUACUAGAGACAAUGGAAUCCAGACCUAGUAUUCCUGAUCGGAAGUUGCUUGUGAGGCUUGUUUUAAUUAGAGAAGAAGCUCGCAAUAUGAUGGGUGGUGGGUUAUUGGAUGAAAGAAAUGAUCGUGGUCUGAAUACUCUACCCGAAGCAGAGGUGAACUUCUUGAGCAAGCUGGUUUCCUUGAGACCAGGAAGCACUGUCCAGAAAAUGAUAAGUGAUGUGAUGCAUGGGAAAAAUGAAGGUGCAGACAAUGUAGAUAGUGGGGAUGAAGAUCCCAACAGCGAACAGAAUACUCUUGGUGGUUUUGCAGGAAGGGGAAGUGUCACAGGUCGCAGGCCACGCCCUGUUCGCCCUGGCAUGUUUCUUGAAACCGUUUCUAAGGUCCUGGGUGGAAUCUAUUCAGGGAACGUAUCUGGAAUUACAGCUCAACAUUUAGAAUGGGUUCACCAGAAGACUCUUCAAAUUUUGCAAGAAAUGGCAUUCUAGUUUGCUGUGUCAGUUGAGGCCAAAGAAAAAUGAAAGCAACUACAAAUAUCCAAUUGAUCAGCAACUCAAAACGACAUCAAUAUAUAUAUAAAACCAUGUGUAAAUCAGGUUCAGCAUGUUGCUUAUCUUCAAAUGAUUCGUCCGAUUGUUGUCUCCAGUCUAGUAAAUGUAAGAACUGAUUCAGUCGGGGACUGUAGUAGACCAGCCAUCUUGUGAGAUUUUAGAAGAGAAUCCUUGAAGCAACACUCGAAUGUUUCUGAGGGGCUCUAUUGAUUAAGAAUACUUCAUGGUAACCAAGGAUCUGGUUAUCAUCUUCAGGCGCCUCCUCAACAUUCAAGCAGUAUCAGUCCACAUCUCCCAGGAGAGGAAGAAGCAGAACAGAGGUCAACCGGCUCGGUGGCAUCCAAAUGAGUUUUUCUUGGAAAGAUGUGUAUAUUGGCAGAUAUGCCAGGAAUUAAAUUUAGUGUGAUAGACAUGUAGCAGUAGUGCACACUGAUGUAGCUGUGAUUUCAUGUGAUUUGUGGUAUUCCACAUAAAUUGUGGUAUUUGACAAAUGAGUCCAACUAUUGGUGCACACAUGACCAGAUUUGGUUUCCGACAAAGCCAUGAUUCAUGCGCAGUGCAAAUGUUUGAUAUGUCUUUACUCAA